This is a messenger RNA of Heteronotia binoei (common prickly gecko), 3550 nucleotides long. RefSeq names its product oocyte zinc finger protein XlCOF6-like. Gene Ontology annotation, biological process: regulation of cytokine production; negative regulation of transcription by RNA polymerase II; regulation of immune system process. Bases 211 to 2886 code for a protein of 891 amino acids. The record is from RefSeq and is a predicted model, not a curated record. The transcript is spliced from 7 exons. Gene Ontology annotation, molecular function: DNA-binding transcription factor activity, RNA polymerase II-specific; RNA polymerase II cis-regulatory region sequence-specific DNA binding. Lineage: Eukaryota; Metazoa; Chordata; Lepidosauria; Squamata; Gekkonidae. Gene Ontology annotation, cellular component: nucleus.
GCAAAGGAGGAGGCGGAGAGGGAAGAGAAGGGGGUGGGGCUCCAAACACGGAAAAGCCCCCUCCCCAGUCAGUCCUUUCGGUCUCCGCAGAGAGGAAUCCGGCUCUCGCCAGGUGUUUUGGGGAAGGGCGAUUUUCAAUCCUUUCCAAAGUCAAAUUGAAUAAGAGUGUCUUUCUAGAGUCAGAGACAACCCAAGAGGAAGGGGGAAGAGAUGGAAGAGAAGGACCCCAAAGGCCCUGGAACUGGCAAGAUUUCAAAAAAUGGUCCCCAUCCCAUCCAAGCAGGGAGUGGUGCUGAAUUUUUGGAAGGAGCUGUGCCAGAGAACUUGGAUCAGGACAUUGUGACUGCAGAUGUACGCAGUCGAUGCUUUCGGCAGUUCUGUUACCAGGAAGCUGAUGGGCCCCGAGAGGUUUGCAGCCGUCUCCAUGGACUUUGUAAGGACUGGCUAGAGCCAGAGAGGCACACCAAGAAGGAGAUUGUGGACCUGGUGAUCCUGGAGCAGUUCCUGGCUAUCCUGCCCCAGGAAGUGCAGGGCUGGGUGAGAGGAUGCGGGCCAGAGACCAGUUCCCAGGCAGUGGCCCUGGCCGAAGGUUUCCUCCUGAGUCAGGCAGAGGAGAAGAGGCAGGCACAGCAGAUGUGGGGAGGAUCCGUGAAGGUGGAAGCGAAGUUCUAUGAGGCAGAAGGAGCUCCGUCAGAGGAAGGUCAGAGGGCACAGUCCCAGGAGCAUGCCCAAGAUGCCCUGUCAAGUGGCAGUGAAGAGAUGUUAGCGAGCUAUUUUCCUUGCAGAAAAGUGGAAAUGGUUGCUCAACCUCUGGUCCAGUCUCCAUUUUCCUUUGAGGAGGUGGCCGUGUAUUUCACUGCGGCGGAGUGGGCCCUGCUGGAUCUGGGCCAAAAAGCCCUCUACAGGGAAGUCAUGCUGGAGAACUAUGGGAGCAUGGCUUUUCUGGCAACAGAUGUAGGGGAGACAGCUGGGGAAUUCCAGGGGUUCUCUUUGGAAACAGUCAAGAAUGAAGAUGCUGAAGAAAACUUUGGAGAUGGACCCCAGAGGCAGGAGGAAAACCACACAGCAGGGGAUGAUCAGAGGAAUGAGGAGGAUGAGGAACUGCAUCAUCUAUUGCUUGAUGAAGUCAAGAAGGAAGAUGUGAGGAGAAACGUCAGGAUUCAAGGCAUGCUGAAGAGGCAGAAAGUCAGUCGCAGGGUGAAGAAGAGGGAUAAAUCCAUUCUUUGCCAAGGGGGGGAUUUCCAAGAAGUAAUACCCAUGUUGGAGGAAACAUACAAGUGCUUGGAGUGUGGAAUGAACUUCUCAGAUCAAACCCAAUAUAAUGUCCAUUUCAGAAUCCACAGUGGAAAGAAGACCCAUGAAUGCCUAGAGUGUGGAAAGGCCAUGACUGGCAGAGCAGAGUUCCUUAGACAUUUAAGAACACACAGAGGAGAGAAAUCUUCUAGCUGCUCAGACUCGGUUAGGAGCUUCUCAGAGAAAUCGGACCUUCUUCAACACCAAAGAUUUCAUUCAGGAGAGAAGCCUUUCAUCUUUCCAGAGAGUGAAAAGAUGUUCCUGGAUGGAAAAAAAGAUAAUAUACAUUUUUCAAAGAAGAGUAUACUGAAUACACAUCAAUGCUUUCAGUGUGGAAAGUACUUCAGAUACAAAUCACAAUUCCUAGUACACCAAAGGAUCCACAGAGAGGGGAAACCUUUGAAGUGCUCAGAGUGUGGGAAGAAAUUCAGUGACAAAAGCACUCUUCAACAGCAUGUAAGAACUCAUACAGGGGAAAAGCCUUUUGAGUGCUCAGAGAGUGGAAAGAGAUUAAAUGAAAGAAGCAAUCUUCAAAAGUAUCAGGGAAUCCAUACAGGGGAGAAGCCUUUUGAAUGCUCAGAGUGUGGGAAGCGGUUCAGUCACAGAAGCACUCUUCAUCACCAUCAAAGUAUCCACACAGGGGAGAAGCCUUUUGAAUGCUCAGAGUGUGGGAAGAGAUUCAGUUGGAGUGGCUAUCUUCAACAGCAUCAAAGAACCCACACAGGGGAGAAGCCUUUUGAAUGCUCAGAGUGUGGGAAGAGGUUCAGUCACAGAACCACUCUUCAUCACCAUCAAAGUAUCCACACAGGGGAGAAGCCUUUUGAAUGCUCAGAGUGUGGGAAGAGGUUCAGUCUCAGAAGCACUCUUCAUCACCAUCAAAGUAUCCACACAGGGGAGAAGCCUUUUGAAUGCUCAGAGUGUGGGAAGAGAUUCAGUCGGAAUGGCACUCUUCAGCGUCAUUUAAGAACCCACACAGGGGAGAAGCCUUUUGAAUGCUCAGAGUGUGAGAAGAGAUUCAGUUGGAAUGGCACUCUUCAGCGUCAUUUAAGAACCCACAUAGCGGAGAAGCCUUUUGAAUGCUCAGAGUGUGGGAAGAGGUUCAGUCGCAGAAGCACUCUUCAUCACCAUCAAAGUAUCCACACAGGGGAGAAGCCUUUUGAAUGCUCAGAGUGUGGGAAGAGAUUCAGUUGGAAUGGCACUCUUCAGCGUCAUUUAAGAACCCACAUAGCGGAGAAGCCUUUUGAAUGCUCAGAGUGUGGGAAGAGAUUCAGUGACAGUAGCAGUCUUCAAAAACAUCUAAGAAUUCAUACAGGGGAGAAGCCUUUUGAAUGCUCAGAGUGCGGGAAGAGAUUCAGUCGGAUUGGCAUUCUUCAAAGUCAUCGAAGAACCCACACAGGGGAGAAGCCUUUUGAAUGCUCAGAAUGUGGGAAGACAUUCAGUCAGAGUGGCAGUCUUCGAAGUCAUCAAAGAACCCACACAGGAGAGAAGCCUUUUGAGUGCUCAAAGUGUGGGAAAAGAUUCAGUCAUAGUAGCAAUCUUCACAGACAUCUAAGAACCCAUACAGGGGAGAAGCCUUUUGAAUGUUUAGAGUGAAGGAAGAGAUUCAGUCAGAGUAUCCAUCUUCAGCAGCAUGAAGGAAUCCACAGAGGGCAAAAAUCUUUUGAAUAGAAAUUCAGUCAACAUUCUUAUGUUCAACAGCAUCUAAGAACACUCACACAGAAAAGUCAUGUAUUCUUCCCUAUUUAGAGUGAAUUACCCUAAUAUGUACACAUAGAGUAAACAGCCUCCAAAGAACUGGAGCCACUGCCCUCAACAGUAAUUCGAUCCCCCACAAAAAUCAUGAACACUACAGAUUCAUCAGCUAUCUGUCAAUGACCUUGCCUCUUAAAUCAGUCCUUUUCUCCCACCACCUCUGUUGUGAUUCAUCCACACCAAUCCACUCUCCCCCAAAUUCAGAUCGGCUUCCACUCCUUUCCUUGCAGUUCAUUCCUACUUAGAGACCUGGCCUUCCAUGAAUACACACAUGUACCCCAUGGUGCUGAGGUUCGAGCAUGGGAAUAAACAACUGAGAGUCCCAUAGAAGUUGCUGGGUGACUUUGGGCCAGUCACUCUCAGCCUGAUGUACUCAGCACAGUUGUUGUGAGGACAAAACCACAGAUGAUGAAAACGAUACUUGUACAUUUCUUUGGUUCCCUAUUUGGGGAGAGAAGCAGGGUACAGGUGCCUAGAAAAUAAAACAAUGCUUCAAAAACUUAAA